AUGAUAUUCCCCUGCAACUCUGGUGGACAUUGCUGGCUCUGCAUUUGCCGAGACUCUUCCACAGCCGUUGAUGUCUCCUUCGCGUCGACGUCACAUCCACCCUCAACCUCACCGUCCCGCAAGCGUCUUCCCCCCACUCCUCUUUUCCGCAUUCUCAACCUCGUCUGUCUGCCCGUUCCCUAUUCGCACUCAUUCCUGGUCACGAACACCCCCUCCCUCUCUCGUAUCUGCUCGUCGCUUUCAUUUCAUUUCACGCCGUUAAUCCCUAAAUCCAACAUGCCAUUUCUCUGCAAGGGUCGACCGACGCCCCAGCGCCCGUGCAACAACGAUCCCAGCGCAAAGCCGAGGUUUAUGACCGCCAUCGACUCAGUCCGCGAUUUCAUCCUCGAGCGCGACGCCUUCGGGCCGAAGUCCAGAGUCGGAAACCUCGCCUCCUCGCCCAGCAACGGCAGGCAGAAAAGACGCGUCCAGACCGCUGAGCGCUACAUGGCCGCUCGCCUGGCUGGUGAAACAGACGAAGUGCUUCGCUUGGUUACAGAAGAUGUCGAGCUGGAGUCGUCCCGCGAUGGCAAAGUCGCCGGCAAGGACCGUUUUAAAGGUUAUCUUACCCGCGUUAAGCCCACGGGAACUUGGAAGAGGGCGACGUGGAACACGGCUAUGGGGAAGGCGGAAAUUCUGGGAACUGUCAAGAUUCUUAUGGUCAACGUCGGCGUCAUUGCCCAUUUUGGCUUCAAUCGCUCGGGAAAGAUUAACCAAAUAUAUCGCUCAAGUCUGAGACAAAAGAAACCACUCUGCCGUGACAGAAUCCACCCAAAACCGUUAGGACCAUAG
Messenger RNA from Chondrus crispus (carragheen), 831 nucleotides. RefSeq lists its product as hypothetical. Lineage: Eukaryota; Rhodophyta; Florideophyceae; Gigartinales; Gigartinaceae. Bases 1 to 831 code for a protein of 276 amino acids. The record is from RefSeq and is a predicted model, not a curated record. The transcript is spliced from 3 exons.